AUGUCUAUUGGUGUUCCUAUUAAAGUACUUCACGAAGCUGAAGGCCAUGUAGUGACUUGUGAAACAAAUACCGGUGAAGUUUACAGAGGGAAGCUAAUAGAAGCUGAGGAUAAUAUGAAUUGUCAAAUGACUUUGGUAACUGUUACCUACAGAGACGGGCGAGUGGCACAGCUAGAAAAUGUUUAUAUAAGAGGUUCUAAGAUACGUUUUCUUAUACUACCGGAUAUGUUAAAAAACGCGCCGAUGUUUAAACGACAAGGAAACAAACCAACCGCUGGUCGCGGUAAAAGUGCUAUACUACGAGCUCAAGCAGCGGGUAGAGGUCGUGCUAGCGGUAGAGGCGGAGGACAUCGUGGAGGCUGGCAGGGUGGCUCCGGCCCAUCAAGACGGUAG
Messenger RNA from Danaus chrysippus (African queen), 393 nucleotides. NCBI's taxonomy places the organism in Eukaryota, Metazoa, Arthropoda, Insecta, Lepidoptera, Nymphalidae. The record is from the annotation of a GenBank genome assembly.